Acanthopagrus latus (yellowfin seabream) is the source of this 1265-nucleotide messenger RNA. RefSeq names its product claudin-4. NCBI's taxonomy places the organism in Eukaryota, Metazoa, Chordata, Actinopteri, Spariformes, Sparidae. Gene Ontology annotation, cellular component: bicellular tight junction; plasma membrane. The record is from RefSeq and is a predicted model, not a curated record. The coding region runs from base 165 to 833 and encodes 222 amino acids. Gene Ontology annotation, biological process: bicellular tight junction assembly; cell adhesion. The transcript has 2 exons. Gene Ontology annotation, molecular function: structural molecule activity.
ACAGAACCUCAUGGAAACCGGUCUGACCCGCUCUUGUUCCCAGGACAGUCUCACGCAGGACUUUGAGCCAACGGGAUCCGAUAUCGCCUUCAUCUCAGGAGGGUUGAGCCUGCGGACACAGAGGGCCUUCUAUCCCUGGAAGAUAAUCUCGCUCAGCUCCAACUAUGUACUCUGCAGGCGUGGAGAUCCUCGGGAUGAUCCUGGCCGUGGCCGGCUGGCUCGGGGUAAUGGUGGCCUGCGGCCUGCCCAUGUGGCGGGUGGCCGCCUACAUCGGUCAGAACAUUGUCAUCUCCCAGGUGAUCUGGGAAGGCUUGUGGAUGAACUGCUCGGUGCAGAGCACAGGCCAGAUGCACUGCAAAGUCCACGACUCCAUGCUGGGGCUGCCGAUGGACCUGCAGGCAGCCCGCGCCCUGGUCAUCGUCUCCAUGGUUCUGUCCAUUGUGGGCAUCGGGCUGUCGGUGGCUGGUGCCAAGUGCACCAACUGUAGCCGAGAUGUGAGCAGUAAACCUCGGCUCGUGGUUUCAGCCGGAGUCACGUUUGUGGUGGCCGGACUGCUGCUGCUGGUGGCCGUGUCGUGGACUGCGCACGCCAUCGUCAUCGGCUUUUACGACCCGAUGCUGGAGGAGACGGGGAAGAGGGAGUUUGGUAAUGCUCUGUACUUCGGAUGGGCUGCCUCCUGCCUGCUCAUCCUAGGGGGAGCCCUGCUCUGUUGCUCUUGCCCACAGACGGCAGCUACAGCGCCGAGUGGUGGCGGCUCCGUGCCUCCCCGGGUGAACUACACACCCGUGAAGACCAUGUCAGUCAAUGGAUACACAAGAAGGGACUAUGUAUGAGCAUGUGUGUGCACAUGAUGACAGUGUUAGUGAAUCUGUGCUCAUGAGAGGGUUGUGAAUGCAGCAUCUUGGGUUUAAAUGUUGAAUGUGAAUUAUUGCUGCAUGUCUCACGAUGUGUUUUUCUGUAGAGGUGCUUUUAAUAUUUUGUAUCAAACAUCAGUUCACUUUACUUGUUGAUGUUCUGCUUUUUUUAAGAAAUACUAAGACAUUGUCUGAUUCUGAGUAAUUUUACAACACUACAAUAAAAGAACUUGUUAAACAAGCCUUCCUCUUAGUGGAGACCGUACGUAACUUUGCAGCUCCACAAUCUGAUUUUCAGCAAAAGGCUGCACAUAUAUGAACAUUAUUACAAAUGUGUAGAUGUGUUUUCAGUCACUUUUUCUGUAACAGCAACACGUGCAGGUUUCUGAUUAAAGAAAAGAAAAAAAUAUA